Piliocolobus tephrosceles (Ugandan red Colobus) is the source of this 1987-nucleotide messenger RNA. It is a transcript of the gene ARRB2, whose product is annotated as arrestin beta 2. The transcript is spliced from 16 exons. Gene Ontology annotation, cellular component: cytoplasm. Gene Ontology annotation, biological process: G protein-coupled receptor internalization; signal transduction; positive regulation of ERK1 and ERK2 cascade. Lineage: Eukaryota; Metazoa; Chordata; Mammalia; Primates; Cercopithecidae. The record is from RefSeq and is a predicted model, not a curated record. Bases 128 to 1528 code for a protein of 466 amino acids. Gene Ontology annotation, molecular function: angiotensin receptor binding.
GAGGGGGAAGAGGCGAGAGCGCGGAGGGCGCGCGUGCGCAUUGGCGCGGGGAGGAGCAGGGAUCUUGGCAGCGGGCGAGGAGGCUGCGAGCGAGCCGCGAACCGAGCGGGCGGCGGGCGCGCGCACCAUGGGGGAGAAACCCGGGACCAGGGUCUUCAAGAAGUCAAGCCCUAACUGCAAGCCCCUUGCCGCAGAGGCUGCUCAGCCUGAGCCAGCCACAGGCUGGGUGGGGCAGGCCUGGGUCCCCAAGCAGACCACAGAGGAGGAGGCCAGAAGCAAGCCAUGUGCCUGUAGCCCUCCUAGGGGCCAAUCCAAGCUCACCGUGUACUUGGGCAAGCGGGACUUCGUAGAUCACCUGGACAAGGUGGACCCUGUAGAUGGCGUGGUGCUUGUGGACCCUGACUACCUGAAGGACCGCAAAGUGUUUGUGACCCUCACCUGCGCCUUCCGCUAUGGCCGUGAAGACCUGGAUGUGCUGGGCUUGUCCUUCCGUAAAGACCUGUUCAUCGCCACCUACCAGGCCUUCCCCCCAGUGCCCAACCCGCCCCGGCCCCCCACCCGCCUGCAGGACCGGCUGCUGAGGAAGCUUGGCCAGCAUGCACACCCCUUCUUCUUCACCAUACCCCAGAAUCUUCCAUGCUCUGUCACACUGCAGCCAGGACCAGAGGACACAGGGAAGGCCUGCGGCGUAGACUUUGAGAUUCGAGCCUUCUGUGCUAAGUCACUAGAAGAGAAAAGCCACAAAAGGAACUCUGUGCGGCUGGUGAUCCGAAAGGUGCAGUUCGCCCCCGAGAAACCCGGCCCCCAGCCUUCCGCAGAAACCACACGCCACUUCCUCAUGUCUGACCGGUCCCUGCACCUCGAGGCUUCCCUGGACAAGGAGCUGUACUACCAUGGGGAGCCCCUCAAUGUAAAUGUCCACGUCACCAACAACUCCACCAAGACCGUCAAGAAGAUCAAAGUCUCUGUGAGACAGUACGCCGACAUCUGCCUCUUCAGCACCGCCCAGUACAAGUGUCCUGUGGCUCAACUCGAACAAGAUGACCAGGUAUCUCCCAGCUCCACGUUCUGUAAGGUGUACACCAUAACCCCGCUGCUCAGUGACAACCGGGAGAAGCGGGGUCUCGCCCUGGAUGGGAAACUCAAACACGAGGACACCAACCUGGCUUCCAGCACCAUCGUGAAGGAGGGUGCCAACAAGGAGGUGCUGGGAAUCCUGGUGUCCUACAGGGUCAAGGUGAAGCUGGUGGUGUCUCGAGGCGGGGAUGUCUCUGUGGAGCUGCCUUUUGUUCUUAUGCACCCCAAGCCCCACGACCACACCCCCCUCCCCAGACCCCAGUCAGCACCCAUCCCCACACUCCCUCUUCCCGUCCCCCCAGCUGCUCGAGAGACAGACGUCCCUGUGGACACCAACCUCAUUGAAUUUGAUACCAACUAUGCCACAGAUGAUGACAUUGUGUUUGAGGACUUUGCCCGGCUUCGGCUGAAGGGGAUGAAGGAUGACGACUACGAUGACCAACUCUGCUAGGAAGCGGGGCGGGAAGAAGGCAGGGGAUGGGGUUGGGAGAGGUGAAGGCAGGACCAAGAUCCCCACUGUCGCCGGGGGAUUGUCCCAGCCUCUCUUCCCUUCCCCUCCACCUGGAAGCUUCUUCAACCAACCCCUUCACUCUCUCCCCCGCACCCCCCAUGAUACGCACUGGACCCUCUCUUGCUGAAAUGUGGGCAUUAAUUUUUUGACUGCAGCUCUGCUUCUCCAGCCCCGCAGUGGGUGGCAAGCUGUGUUCAUACCUAAAUUUUCUGGAAGGGGACAGUAAAAAGAGGAGUGACAGGAGAGAAAGAGGGAGACAGAACUCCCACUCAACCUCACAGAAACACCUCCCAUGAUCACUCUGUGUCCCCCAUUCCUUCACGAGGAGACCCUUUGUGGACAAGGCUGUUUCUUUGUUUCUGAGCAUAAAGAAAAAAAUAAAUCUUUUACUAAGCAUGA